CUAGUUUCCGUUGUUGAACGAACAGAAGAAGCAAAACAUCAAGCUACUGCUGGCCGGCUGGGAUAGCUUCUGGAAUAAACGUGUUCGUCAGAAGCCCUCUUUCCGAAAACAGUUUCAUCUGAAGUCCCUUCGGACAAGCUGGAGGCUGAGAUGUCCGGGAUCCCACCAGACACAUGGCGGCCCCCCACCGUCACCAUAGAGACCACAAUGGGCGCCAUAGUGCUGGAGCUGUAUUGGAAGCAUGCUCCGAAAACCUGCAAGAACUUCGCCGAGCUGGCCAAGAGGGGGUACUACAGCAACACCCGUUUCCACCGGAUCAUCAAGGACUUCAUGGUGCAGGGGGGAGAUCCCACCGGGACAGGUCGGGGUGGCGCCUCUAUCUUUGGGAAACAGUUUGAAGACGAGAUCCACUCGGAACUCAAGUUCUCAGGGGCGGGUAUUCUGGCGAUGGCGAAUGCAGGCCCCAACACAAACGGCAGCCAAUUCUUCCUCACACUCGGAGAGACUCAGUGGUUGGAUGGAAAACACACAAUCUUUGGCCGAGUGCGCCAAGGAAUGGGCGUGGUGAACCGCAUCGGAAUGGUGGAGACCAACACCCAGGACCGGCCCGCCGACGACAUCAAGAUCCUGAGGGCCUUCGUCACCGAUUGAAUGACCUCGUUUUCUACAUUUUAAAAAUACUGUAAUAAAUGUUUUUGUUUA
This is a messenger RNA of Gadus morhua (Atlantic cod), 702 nucleotides long. RefSeq names its product peptidylprolyl isomerase (cyclophilin)-like 1 (gene ppil1). Bases 151 to 651 code for a protein of 166 amino acids. The transcript has 4 exons. Gene Ontology annotation, molecular function: peptidyl-prolyl cis-trans isomerase activity. Gene Ontology annotation, cellular component: catalytic step 2 spliceosome. The record is from RefSeq and is a predicted model, not a curated record. Lineage: Eukaryota; Metazoa; Chordata; Actinopteri; Gadiformes; Gadidae. Gene Ontology annotation, biological process: protein folding; protein peptidyl-prolyl isomerization.